Messenger RNA from Oryza brachyantha (malo sina), 990 nucleotides. Its product is annotated as two-on-two hemoglobin-3. Gene Ontology annotation, biological process: oxygen transport. Gene Ontology annotation, molecular function: oxygen carrier activity; heme binding; oxygen binding. The record is from RefSeq and is a predicted model, not a curated record. The transcript is spliced from 4 exons. The coding region runs from base 16 to 798 and encodes 260 amino acids. NCBI's taxonomy places the organism in Eukaryota, Viridiplantae, Streptophyta, Magnoliopsida, Poales, Poaceae.
CGAAAUCGUGUCGACAUGGCCGGCCGUGUCGCGGCGAUCCAGCCUCGUCUCGCCGACGAGUGGGACCCACGGGCCCCGCACCCGCGCGCGUGCCCCCGCCGUCCGUCCGAUUGGCCGGUGGAGCGUGACGGGUAUAAAAGGGAGUGGCUGAGUGGCGAGGCUGCAGCACCAGUCAACGUCAACUGCACGGCAGCCAAGCCGUUCUGGGGGAUCGGCGGCGGUGGCGGAGGCGGUACUGGUGUGUGGUGUGGUGUGGUGGGGGGACCCAGGAAUUCCAGGAUGCAGUCGCUGCAGGAGAAGGCGUCGGAGUGGAGCGGCGUGGCGGCCGGGGACGCCUUCGCCAUCGACGACGGGAACGUCUUCGAGGCGCUCGGCGCCACGACGCAGCCCUUCGUCGACCUCUCCACCAACUUCUACACCAGGGUUUAUGAGGACGAGGAGGAGUGGUUCCGUCAGAUCUUCGCCGGGUCGAAGAAGGAGGACGCCAUCCGGAACCAGUACGAGUUCUUGGUGCAGCGCAUGGGCGGCCCGCAGCUCUUCUCCCAGAGGAGAGGACAUCCUGCCCUGAUAGCACGACAUCGACCAUUCCCUGUUACCCACCAGGCUGCAGAGCGAUGGCUACACCACAUGCAGCAAGCUGUGGAUACUACUGAGAGCAUAGACGCUGCCACAAAAACCAAAAUGAUGAAUUUUUUCAAGCACACUGCAUACUUCCUUGUGGCCGGUAAUGAGAUGACAAGGCAAGGCCAUGGAACUUCCUGCAAGUGCAAACAUGGAGCAAGCAAACCGGCAGAAUAACGAUCGAUUCAAGAUCUGGAUAAUAAAUGGUUGGACGCUUUAGCAACCAUUCACCAUGGAGUUAUAGAAAAACCAUGUACGAUGGGCUUCAGACCAUCUAUUCAUUAUUCACACUUUAGAGAAACAGUUGAGCUAACUGUUGUAGCUUACAUCCAUACUUGAACACAAAGCAAGUGAAAUUUGAUUAAAAAA